Solanum verrucosum is the source of this 688-nucleotide messenger RNA. RefSeq names its product abscisic acid receptor PYL4-like. Lineage: Eukaryota; Viridiplantae; Streptophyta; Magnoliopsida; Solanales; Solanaceae. The coding region runs from base 6 to 617 and encodes 203 amino acids. Gene Ontology annotation, molecular function: protein phosphatase inhibitor activity; abscisic acid binding; signaling receptor activity. Gene Ontology annotation, cellular component: cytoplasm; nucleus. Gene Ontology annotation, biological process: abscisic acid-activated signaling pathway. The transcript is spliced from 2 exons. The record is from RefSeq and is a predicted model, not a curated record.
AAAAAAUGAUUCCAAAUCCUCAAAAAUCAUCAAUUUUACUCCAAAGAAUCACUUCCAACAAUCCUUCUAAUUGUAACAAACAAUCCCACCAAUCACUACAGCGCCACACACCAAUACCAUGCACCGAAGAGGUACCAGAUUCCGUCGUCAAAUAUCACGCGCAUCUAGUGGGACCCAACCAGUGCUGCUCCGCCGCGAUCCAGCGGAUAUCAGCACCGGUAUCCACCGUAUGGUCCGUCGUCCGUCGAUUCGACAACCCUCAAGCGUACAAACACUUUGUCAAGAGCUGUCAUCUCAUCGACGGAGACGGUAACGUAGGCACUCUUCGUGAAGUCCGAGUUAUCUCCGGGCUGCCAGCUGUCAACAGCACGGAGAGACUGGAAAUACUUGACGAAGAGCGCCACGUUAUUAGUUUUAGCGUAGUCGGUGGGGACCACCGACUCGCAAAUUAUAAAUCUGUUACUACUUUACAUCCGGAACCUUUAGGUAAUGGGACGAUCGUUGUGGAAUCGUACGUUGUUGAUGUACCAAAGGGGAAUACUAGAGAUGAAACGUGUGUUUUUGUUGAUACUAUUGUAAAAUGGUAUGAUGAUUUGAAGAAUCGUUGCACCUUUUAGCUAAUGUUGUUCAUCACUUGUUGAAGAUAAAUUCAUGGUUAGAAUUAAUUUCUUUCUAUGGUUGUUUUUUU